AUGUUGGCUAUUGACUUGCGUGUUUGGUUUACACAGGUGAUCAACCGGGCAGGGGCAGAUGCAGACGGUCUAGUAGUUGACAACUUUGAUGACGCAGAUGGUUACUAUCGAGUGAUCUUGGGUGAACUUUUGGACAACGGACGAUAUCAUGUACACGCUAACCUUGGCAAAGGGAUGUUUGCAUCAGUGGUACGAGCCAAAGAUAUGCAUCAUAAUCCUACUAAAGAUGGUUCCACUGGAUUAGGUCGGGAUGUAGCAAUCAAAGUAGUGAGGAGUCAGGAGAGCAUGUACAAAGCUGGUCAGAAAGAAGCCAGUAUUCUUAAAAAACUACAGGAGACUGACCCGAAUGGCAAGUACCAUGUGAUUAGACUCGAACGAACCUUUGAACAUCGAGGUCAUCUUUGUUUAGUAUUUGAGGCUAUGAGUAUGAAUCUGAGGGAAGUAGUUAAACGUUUUGGAAAAGACGUUGGUAUCAAUUUAAGAGCUGUACGAGCAUAUGCUCAUCAAAUGUUUCUGGCUUUGUCAUUGAUGAAGAAAUGUAAUAUUAUGCAUGCCGAUUUGAAACCGGAUAACAUUUUGGUUAGCGAAAGCAAAUCCGUGUUAAAGGUAUGUGAUUUGGGAUCGGCAUCGGACGUUUCUGAGAAUGAGAUCACCCCAUACUUGGUGUCAAGAUUCUAUCGUGCUCCUGAAAUCAUUCUUGGUCUUCCAUAUGAUUGUUCGAUUGAUGUUUGGUCGAUUGGAUGUACGUUGUAUGAAUUAUAUACAGGCAAGAUUUUGUUUCCAGGACGAAGCAAUAAUCAUUUGUUAUUGUUGAUCAUGGAAUUAAAAGGAAGGUUUAAUAGUAAAUCGUUAAAGAAAGCUAAGUUUUAUGAUGUUCAUUUUGAUGAAGAGAAUGGAAACUUUUUAAGUGUUGAAAAGAAUAAAUUAACAGGUGCAGAUGUGAUCAAGAGUAUUAACGUACCAAGCAAACCAAGUCAAACUUUACAAUCUAGAUUAAUGCCAAAUCAUGUGACUAAGAAAAUGCAAGAUUCAGAUGUACGGUUGUUAGGUGCUUUUGUAGAUUUAUUAGAAAAAAUUUUGAACCUUGAACCUAGUAAACGGAUUAGCCCUAAAGAAGCUUUGAAUCAGUUGAGUAGUCAUCUGUUUUUUUUCUGUUUUGUCUAG
Melampsora larici-populina 98AG31 is the source of this 1164-nucleotide messenger RNA. RefSeq lists its product as uncharacterized. Gene Ontology annotation, molecular function: protein serine/threonine kinase activity; ATP binding. Bases 1 to 1164 code for a protein of 387 amino acids. Lineage: Eukaryota; Fungi; Basidiomycota; Pucciniomycetes; Pucciniales; Melampsoraceae. The record is from RefSeq and is a predicted model, not a curated record. Gene Ontology annotation, biological process: mRNA cis splicing, via spliceosome; peptidyl-threonine phosphorylation; peptidyl-serine phosphorylation. The transcript has 7 exons.